This is a messenger RNA of Photinus pyralis (common eastern firefly), 2693 nucleotides long. Its product is annotated as putative nuclease HARBI1. The record is from RefSeq and is a predicted model, not a curated record. Lineage: Eukaryota; Metazoa; Arthropoda; Insecta; Coleoptera; Lampyridae. The coding region runs from base 727 to 1857 and encodes 376 amino acids. The transcript is spliced from 2 exons.
CACACAUAUUCCAUUAAUAGUUAGUAAUUAAAAAAUCAUUAUCCUUUGUGUAGGUAUAAAAUAUCCCCAUAGUCUGCAUUAUAAUUAUCCAAUAAAAGUUCAUUCUUUGGUCAACUGCGGAAACGCGCUUUGUAUUUUAACGUUAUUCGUGAAAAAAUUGUUUUGGUUGUAUUUAUCAGUUUAAAAAUUCCAAAAACGUAAAUGUCGCUUUUCUUAAGUGCAAAUGUGUAAGUACAAAUUAAAUUUUCACGGCACGUUUCGGUAAUAUGUAGAGGACCUCAUUUUGGGGUUAAGGCAUUGACAUUUUUGGAAAAUUAUACUUCUAAUAGAUAAAACAGUUCUUAUAAAAUGCAUUUACCUUUGAGAAAAGUUUUUAAACUGCAUAGAGCCCACGACAAAUUUAAAAAUUCCAGAAGCGCAAAAUUUUUGAACUUAUUGUUCGCAUGUCCCCCUUCAAGUUUUUGUUCUUCCAUUCGCAUCCACAUGACGUUCUAAAUGCGAUGUUCUUUCCUGCGUUUGUUGUAGUUGGUCUGCAUAUUUCUGCAGCAUUUUUUGCAGGAGUUGUGCUUGUAACGCAAUCUCCCGCGCUGCAGCAAUUGGAAGAGCCGAAGUGGACGGGAUCUCGGGUGUGUACAUGAAAAUCUAAAGCCUGCCACAAACACAGAGACAUGUCCGCGUGCAUUAACGCGCGUUCCUAAACUCGCGUGCAUUGAAUGAACAUACUUGAUGUCCACAAACACAAGGAGAUGUUUGUGUAGUUCUCCAGUUCAAAAAAUGGCUUCAUACAAUGAAGAGCAGUUUUGUGUUAUGGCAGUGGCGUACGCGUUAAAAAAAAAACAGUUACAUUUACAACGGAAAAAAAGAAAAGCAAGGAGUAAAUGGGUGAAGGAAUGGCUAUUAAAAAGAAAUCAGUUCUCCCAUAUACAUUUAUUAGAAGAGUUGCGAUUGGAAGUAGACGACUGGCGGAAUUACCUGCGAAUGGAUGAAAGCUGUUACGUAGAGCUUCUAGAUCUAGUGACGCCAUUAAUCGAAAAACAAGAUACUACUAUGAGACCUGCUAUAUCGGCCCAUGAACGUUUAACGGCUACACUUCGAUUUUUGGCCACCGGUAGGAAUUAUGCAGAUUUAAAAUUUACGACCAUUAUUUCACCCCAAUCUCUGGGACAAAUAAUUCCUGAGUGUUGCAGUGCGAUUUACCGAGUACUUUGUCAGAAAUAUCUGAAGUUUCCAUCAACAGAAGACGAGUGGCUGAAAAUUGCCGAAGACUUCGAUAAAACGACCAAUUUCCCUAAUUUGUUAGGAGCGGUUGAUGGAAAACACGUCCGUAUAAUUCCACCUCGCGGAAGUGGAUCUUAUUUUUUCAAUUAUAAGGGUGAACAUAGUUUGGUACUUAUGGCGGUAGUAAACUCCAAUUAUGAAUUUAUCAUGAUUGAUUUUGGAGUAAAUGGACGGAUAUCAGAUGGAGGUGUUAUAGAAUAUACAAAGUUCUAUGACAAACUUAAAAAUGGAACACUAUGCUUGCCACCUCCAAGAAGUCUCAAAAAUACUAAUCACAGUUUUCCAUUUAUAUUUGUAGGAGACGAAGCAUUCACUCUACGGCCAGAUUUCUUAAAGCCAUUCAAUCAAAGAGAGUUAGACCAUGAUAAAAAAAUAUUUAAUUACCGACUAUCGCGAGCGAGAUGCAGAGUGGAAAAUACGUUUGGAAUCAUGUCAGCUCGAUUCAGAAUAUUUCACACAGCAAUUGGCAUUAAUUUAAAAGCUAUUGAAAGGGUAGUAAUGGCUUGUUGCGUUCUACAUAAUUUUUUAAGAAGAAAAUAUGCAAGUUUAUACACGCCUGAUAAUUACUGUUUUGACUGAGCUUGGGUUACAAUGCAAUAUGAACAAUUUACAGCGAAGCUACAAUAGACACAGUAAUAAUACUGCAAAAGAAGUAAGACAGUUAUUUAUGGAUUAUUUUAAUCAAAAUAGUGCUGUAUCAUUCUUCAUUAUCGCAGUUUACUUCUAUGUUUGUUACAUAUUGCCGUGGAAGUUCUUGGUCUUUAAUAAACAGCAACAGUUCGUAGUACCAUAAAUUUGGGACAUACACAUCAUCUGCGCCUGCCCCUGAUCGUUUUGAAUUUAAAACUUUUUUCAUUUCUCGGCGAAACCCUCCGCGGAGAGUAUUUAUUUUUGUUUUCACUGCUUCUUUUGUAGCGUUUUCCUCCACUUCUUUUAGUUUUUCCGUUAAAAUUUUAUAAGCGUCAUUUUUUAAAUUUCUAUCCAUAUAUUCUUUGGAUUUGGUCUUCCAGAGACACGGAAAUGAUUGAUACAGAAGAAUGAAUUCCGUCAGAAAUUCCUUCGUAAUACCUCUUAAAUCGCUCAUUGUACGGUUUUGAAGAUAGACUAAAAGAAGAUUAAAAAAUGCGCUGCACCACACUGACUGAUAUCUCUCAGUAAGCAUAAAUUUUCGCCACACAUUGACAUUCAUCAACGCGCGUUUAUGGUUGCGCGUGCAUGUUUUCAAGUAAUAACGGAAGACAUGAAUGAGCAACGUUCAAGGGCGCGCGCGUGCAAAUUAUCGCCACAGACGAGCGUACAUCAACGCACGUUAUGGCACGCGGACAUGUCUCUGUGUUUGUGGCAGGCUUUAUGCCAGUUUCAAAAUUUGGUUUUGCGCAUGCGCAGUGCCAACUUUUUUUUAUCUAUGGAAGCAU